GUACCACUGAGCACUGUGCAUACUGUUGCCAACUGCAUAGCACACAAAGUUGGAGACUUGGAGUAGGCUAUCAAACAGGUGAUGCAUUUAUAGUGAUUACCUAGCCAUUGCAAUCAUGAUUAAGUUGAGCCAAUUAGCCUUUAUCAUGACUUUGUGAUAAAAUGCCAUGUCGCAGGGUUGAGUUGUAUAGCCUGCCCUUGUUGUUGAUGUGCACUUGUUAACUGUACGCUAAUUACCAGCGCGUCUUGUUUUGCGACAGAAGCCUUCCUAUUUCAGUGGACACAGAUCAACACCGAGAGAUAGAGAGAGCUGAGACUUCAAUAUUCUGCCUCACGAGUCAGAGCCAAUCUAGACUAAAUCAAAUAGGAGUGUUGCUUUUUAGAUUUAACGAUUUUAUUUCAGAUGCCUCCCAUUCCAUCAUUGCACUGGGGCAUGCGAGAGUGGGAUUAGGGGAUAGGCUAUAUUGCGCAUGGUGUUUUAUCAGAGGGGCUUUGAUAGGUCUAUCGGUUGUGACAGUCGGACUGAGCCUGCCUGGAAUACAGGUGUUCUUUGGUCAAAUAUGGACGCAGAGCACAUGAUGCAUAGUGAGUAGAUUGUCAACACUCACGACUUCAUCAUCUCAGUUAAACGCACCUCCUCCACCUCGGGAAAAUUGGUAUUCGGUGGAAGAUGAGGUUGUAGCCGCGUCUGUGAAGCGGGAUCUCAGCCGCUCUCCGUGGACUUUAGCAUUUUUCAUGGAUUAUUCAUCUCUGUGCGCCCUCAAUCGAAUGCAGUUCUGACCGUAGGGUGUUUGUUUAGCCUACUAUGGCUGUAGCGUAUCUGCGAAAUGCAUGGCCGUUUCGAAUUAACACCCGGUGAUUAUUACCUGCUGUUAUCUCAGUGAUCAUUCAUUCAGAAGAUUCCUCCUCAGUAUUAUUCAUAAUAUCUCUCGGAUACUCAGCCUACCAUUCAAUAAAGAUAAGGAAAACGGUGGCGGACCCAAGCACAGUGCAAGCUGCAAGGCUUUAGUAGGAUAAACACUCGCCCAGAAGGGAGCAGUUUUGUCGGGGAGAUCAUGUCACAUUGACGCGGCCGGGAUGUGCUUUGUGCUUGAUUAAAGCUCUGUGUGUAAACAGUUCGUAAAUAUAAAAACCUUUAGAGACUGAAUGAUGGUGCCUGGGGCUCCUACAACCAUGCUUCCCGCUUCCGAGGCUGCCAAAAUCUACCAGACCAACUACGUGAGGAACUCCCGCGCUAUUGGGGUUCUGUGGGCCAUCUUCACCAUCCUCUUCGCUAUAGUCAACGUGGUGUGCUUCAUCCAGCCCUACUGGAUUGGAGACGGGAUGGACACGCCGCAGGCCGGUUACUUCGGCCUCUUCCACUACUGCAUCGGAAACGGGCUGUCCCGGGACCUGACGUGCCAGGGCAGUUUCAUGGAGUUUAGCACCAUCCCCUCCGGCGCCUUCAAAGCUGCGUCCGUCUUCAUCGGGCUGUCCAUGGCUCUGGUCAUCGGAUGCAUCGGCUGCUUCACGCUCUUCUUCUUCUGCAGCACAGGCACGGUCUACAAGAUCUGCGGCUGGAUGCAGCUGGCUGCGGGUACGUGCCUGAUUCUGGGCUGUAUGAUCUACCCAGAUGGCUGGGACAGUGACGAGGUGAAGAGGAUGUGUGGGGAGCAGACAGACAAGUACACCCUGGGAGCGUGCUCCGUGCGCUGGGCCUACAUCCUGGCUAUCAUGGGCAUCAUGGACGCCCUGAUACUCUCCUUCCUGGCCUUCGUCCUGGGAAACCGUCAGGAUGGGCUGAUGGCUGAUGAGCUGCUGGAUAAGACUGGUAAUUCCAUAUAAACUGUACAAAGGUGUUGGUGCCCAUCAGAGGUAAAGAUAAUGUAACACAAUGUUCCAGCUUCAUACCUGUCACUCUGGAGGUGGAAAGGAGAGCUACUGCUGUUGGAAAGAACAGAACGAGGAAAAGACUAAUGAAUGAAAGGAGGAGACAUCCACUCCAAGAGAACCCACUUAGUAAAGACCAACCCCUACGGCCCCGUUCUCAUCCAGACAUGACCUUGAUAUUGGCAACAACAGAUGGAAGACUUCAUAUUGUUUUAUGAAAUGAAAUCCGUCACUGAGUGGACACAGUAGGCCGAUUGCUUUAUGGGCGGCAGAUAGCCUAGCGGUUAGAGCAUUGGGUCAGUAACCGAAAGGUCGCAAGUUUGAAUACCUGAGCCGACAAGGUGAAAAAAAAGUCUGCCAUUGUGCCCCCUGAGCAAGGCACUUAACCCUGAUUUGCUCCAGAGGCGCUGUACUACUAUGGCUGACCCUGUAAAACAACACAUUUCACUGCACCUAUCUGGUGUAUGUGACAAUAAAACAUAUUACCAAGUCAUAAGAGGAAGGUUUUGUUUGUGAAAAAGAACAUGAGAUUCUGUCCCACCAUUCAAGGCCCUACCAUAGAAAAACACAAAUUAACCCAGCGUUUCCCAAACUCAAUCCUGGGAACCCAAAGGGGUGCACAUUUUGGUAUUUGCCCUAGUAUUUGACCCAACUGAUUUAAAAUAAUGAACUAAUUGUCAAGCUUUGAAAAUUUGAUCAGUUGGGUGAAAUGCUAGGGCAAAAACCAAAACAUGCACCCCUUGAGGUCCCCUGGACCGAGUUUGGGAAACGGUGAACUAACUCAUGACCACAAGGCUACAGCAUUGGAUUGUUCAGACGUCUGAUCAAACAGAGCAGUCGUCUUUAUUGUGUCAAACUCACCUCUGAACACAGACAGUACACAUGUACCUGGACUGUGGAUUCCUUCUUGACUUGUGUUCCACUCUUUGCUCUUCAUUGGACUCAUCAUUGUAAGACUGUUUACAGUGGGUGAGCAUGGUCCAUGAGAACUGUCUGGCUUGCUGAGCCACCUUACUGGACUCUUUGGUGGAAAGGUUAGAGGUACCCAGCCUUUGGAUGUGGCGCGAUGCUCCACCACUGACACCACAUUUAAAUGUGACUAAGUUGAAGGUACAGAAGAAAUCGUGUAGCUGUAAUGAAUGACUGUUGUGAUAGAAUCAGCGAGGUAGAGAUCAGAGCCAUGUAGGACUAGAGGUCAAGAGCAGGCUGCCAAUCAUUGUGUCCUCGGCAACCCUGGAGAAAACCAUGCUGAAGAACCAUGUAUUAAGUAGAAGAAAAGGCCUAUUAACAAAUACAAAUAGCUGUUCUACGUGUUGGAAUAUUAGUUUGUCUCGACUAUGAUAUUUACAAUCGAUGCAGUAUGUUAAAGCUAUUGAUUCACUUUAGAUGUGUGUGCCAUACAAUGUAUACAGACAGUAUUGUAGAGUAUUGCCAUUUUACUACUGGAAGAAGUGUUUCCAUAAAGUGUGUUGAAUUGUAUUAUCUGGGAAUAUAACCUUAGAAUCCAUCUGCAACUUUAUCACUAGUAGCAAUGUGUCGUUAACGGAAAGUCAUUCUUGCUCUCUAUCCGGCACAUUUUAUCAAUGAAUGAAAAUACAAUUUCUUGAAGGUAAAAAUGUGGAUGUUAUGGCCAUUUUAAAGGGACAGAACUGUUUGAAAAGAUCAGUAGUCUCCAGAGCCCAUGUAAACUCAAGUCACAUAGUUUACCACUGCCACACAAACAGGGCUGCAACACAACUUUGUAACUAGUAUGUCAGCAGUCUACUGCCAGCAGCAUAGCACCCUGCAUCCUACUGCUGGCUUACCCCUGAACCAAAGCAUGGUUGGUCCCAGUUGGAAGACCAGAUGCUGCUGGAAGCAGUGUUGGAGGGCCAGCUGAUAGCUGGUGAGUGUAGUGCUUUAUAAAUCCACUCUCAUUAUGUCAUACAUGUGCCUAGUGUUCUUAUAGGGCUUCUGGGCUGAAAUAAGCUCAACUUAACAUGUGAACCACAGGAAGCUGCUGUGGGGACGGCUCAUAAUAAUGUCUGGGAACGGAGGCAAUGGAAUGGCAUCAUACCAUUCCACUGAUUCCACUCCAGCCAUUACCACGAGCCUGUCAUCCCCAAUUAACCUCCUGUGAUGUGAACGAAUCAACAUGUGAACAUAUUCAUUCAGUCCAACCCCCACCUAUCUUAUUAUACUGGCUAGUCCAACCCCCACCUACCUUAUUAUACUGGCUAGUCCAAACCCCACCUACCUUAUUCUACUGGCUAGUCCAAACCCCACCUACCUUAUUCUACUGGCUAGUCCAAACCCCACCUACCUUAUUCUACUGGCUAGUCCAAACCCCACCUACCUUAUUCUACUGGCUAGUCCAAACCCCACCUACCUUAUUAUACUGGCUAGUCCAAACCCCACCUACCUUAUUAUACUGGCUAGUCCAAACCCCACCUACCUUAUUAUACUGGCUAGUCAAACCCCACCUACCUUAUUAUACUGGCUAGUCCAAACCCCACCUACCUUAUUAUACUGGCUAGUCCAAACCCCACCUACCUUAUUAUACUGGCUAGUCCAAACCCCACCUACCUUAUUAUACUGGUUAGUUCAAACCCCACCUACCUUAUUAUACUGGUUAGUUCAAACCCCACCUACCUUAUUAUACUGACUAGUCAAACCCCACCUACCUUAUUAUACUGGCUAGUCCAAACCCCACCUACCUUAUUAUACUGGCUAGUCCAAACCCCACCUACCUUAUUAUACUGGUUAGUCCAAACCCCACCUACCUUAUUAUACUGGCUGUCUGGUCAGCAAGCAGUGACAGGAUCCAGGCGGUUUCCAAGUGUAGCUGGAGGAGUUGACUGCAUGACAAAGUGUAUUUAUGGGUGAACACUGGGGUGCACAGUCCCGUACAUAUCCGAUAACAGACCACUUCUGUGUGUGGACAUUUACGGACAUGUAUAUGUAAAUCGGAGAUGUAUGGGACACUGUUAGACCCGUAAAUGUGCCUUUUCAUGCAGUGUGUAUGAAAGUUUGGGAUAAACGAACAGAAGAGGUGAGGAACCAGGGAAAGAGGUUUGUCCCAACCAUUCCCCAUGUACAUAAAAACAUGUAAAUAUUACCCAAAGAAUACAAAACACUUGAGGGUCAAAACAGGGGGGAGUGUAAAUAAACGUUACAACAUUCACUGCUUUUGUGUUUCUCUAUGGUGUUUCUUUCAAAUGGAAUGACAUGUGAGGAGUUGUGUUACAAUC
This is a messenger RNA of Oncorhynchus kisutch (coho salmon), 5098 nucleotides long. RefSeq names its product LHFPL tetraspan subfamily member 3 (gene lhfpl3). The transcript has 4 exons. Bases 1146 to 1823 code for a protein of 225 amino acids. NCBI's taxonomy places the organism in Eukaryota, Metazoa, Chordata, Actinopteri, Salmoniformes, Salmonidae. The record is from RefSeq and is a predicted model, not a curated record. Gene Ontology annotation, biological process: sensory perception of sound. Gene Ontology annotation, cellular component: plasma membrane.